Entamoeba nuttalli P19 is the source of this 1452-nucleotide messenger RNA. RefSeq names its product vacuolar ATP synthase subunit H, putative. The record is from RefSeq and is a predicted model, not a curated record. Gene Ontology annotation, biological process: proton transmembrane transport. Gene Ontology annotation, molecular function: proton-transporting ATPase activity, rotational mechanism. The coding region runs from base 1 to 1452 and encodes 483 amino acids. The transcript has 2 exons. Gene Ontology annotation, cellular component: vacuolar proton-transporting V-type ATPase, V1 domain. Lineage: Eukaryota; Evosea; Mastigamoebida; Endamoebidae.
AUGAUAAGUUAUUUAGUAAAUAAUGAAAUGCAAACUAAUUUUGUGGAAACAAAAACACAGAGAAAAAACCCUGAGAAAAGCGGUAAAAAGAUGAAAAUAAUAAUAAAACAGGUAAAUAUGUUUGUCUCACCUGCAUUAGUUAUUCCACCAAACAACGAAGUCUUUAAAGAAGACACAUUAAAUAAUGCUAUAAACAAUAAUUCUAACUUAUCAGAUGAAAAAAGAGCAGUACUAAGUUUAUAUCUUAGACAAGCUCCAGAAGAACGAGCAAGAAUAAUGAAUGAAGUAGAUUUAAAAUCGUUAAUAGAAAUAUUCUAUAUUUUAUUAAAUCAAUCAGAACAUCCAGGUGUUAUUGAAAAUACAACAUUGUUAUUUGAUGAUUUUAUAAAUGCUGAUAUCAAUAGAAUUCCAUUAAUUAGUGAAAUUGAUAUUCAAUUAACUAUUGAAUUAUGUACCCGUUUAAUUAGACAAAUGAAAACAGAAAACCUUACAAUUCUGAAAGCCAGUAUUGAAGUUUUUACUAUUCUUACUACUCGUUGUGGUACUUUUAAUGAUUUUGUAUUAAUAAUGGGUGAUUAUUUCCAAGUUAUUCGUGAAAUUUAUUCAAUUGCUAAUCCAACUCGUUUUACUUAUCAACCACUUCAUUUAUUUAAUUGGUCUUUAUAUAUUUUAUUAAAUAAAGAACCAUAUAGGACAGUAUUUAGUAAAGAAAUUCCAUUAAAUUUCUUAUUAGAAGUUCAUGACAAAAUUGUUGCUACUCAAGAUAAUGAACUUCUUUAUAGUUUAUUUCAUAUUGUUUGGUUACAGUCAUUUGAUGAAAAAUUAGUAGAACAUGAUUUUCCUGAGAAUUUUAUUCAAAUAUUUGCAAAUGUAUUAUUAAAAAUUAAAAUAGAGAAAUUAAUUAGAAUAGUUCUCUUAAUUAUUCAUAAUCUUUUAAAUGUUGAUUGGUAUGUUCGUUUAUUAGUACAACAUGAAUUUAAUUUAAUUAUUCCUAUGUUAUUAAGUCGUACAUUCUCUGAUAAUGAUAUUGUUGAAAUGUUACAAGAAAUUAAUGAAAUAGUAGAAAAAAAAGUAACUGAAACUUCUAGUAUGGAAUGUUAUUUGGAUGAAUUAAAAUCUGGAAGAAUGAGAUGGAGUCCAAUGCAUCGUUCAGAACAAUUUUGGACUGAAAAUGUUACUCAUUUUGAACUUGAAAAUUGGGCUUUAGUAAGAAAGUUAAAAGGUGUUAUUAAUGAUAAGUCUGCUGAUCCUGUUUGUGUUUCUGUAGCUUGUUUUGAUUUAGGAGAAGUUGCUCGUUAUCAUCCUCUUGGAAGAAAAAUAAUGAAUGACUUAGGUAUUAAAUUAGAUUUAUUACAAUUAACUAGUUCUGAACAACCAGAUGUGAAAAAGAAUGCAAUUUAUGCCGUCCAAAAAAUUAUGUUACACCACUGGGAUCUGGUUCAAACUGACUAA